AUGCAAAAAUGUUUAUAUUGCGCACAAAAAGAUCCGGAUUUAGAUCCAGAAGAUGGAAUUCCAAGUGAAUAUUGCUCGGAUGAAUGCCGUCGUAAUGCUCUAAGUACUGAAUUUACCACUCCAUGUAUUACCUGUGGCGAAUUUCCUAGAGUCAAACUCAGCCAAUAUUGCGGUUGGACUAAAUGUAGAAAUCUAAAACUUUGCAAAAAAUGUGAAAUAAAUAUUGUGACCAUCGCAAAUUCAUUCUGGUGUUCAAAGAAAUGCAGGAACGAAACCCCAGAUUGGGGUUUGAUGAUAAAAAGUGAUGAAUUAUGUCUUCAAUGUGAAGAAAAAUAUACAUGUUUUGGCAAAGAUUUUUGCAGUGAUGAAUGUUUACGUUGGGUUGAAGAAAAUGGCGACAAAAAAUUCAAUGAUAUAACAAAUCAAUUUACUUCUUCAUGGAAUCACAAGUACAAAGCAACUCCAUCAGUACAUGCUGUGUAUAAAAUAUUCCCAAACAAUGAAAUUAUUACCAGAUAUAACAAGUAUCGUGAUCAUAUUGAGUCAUUACGUAAAUGUGAAGGAAAGCAAUUCCCAAAAGGAAAUGGGCAAAGAUUGAUGACUAAAGGAAAUGAACAAAGAAGAUUUCAUGGAACUAGAAUGAAAUGUUUAUUAGGAAUAUCUUCUGAUAACAUAUGCUAUGAUACAACUUGUGCUUUAUGCAACAUAAUUUCAAAUGGUUAUAAACUCUCGUACAAUGGAAUUAAUUUUCCCUGUCAAAAGUUUGGCCCUGGAUUAUAUUUCUCAGGUACCUCAUCAAAAUCUGAUUAUUUUAGUAAAGAUUCUUAUCGUAAAGACUCUGCAAACGAAAAUGACAAAUUUUAUAAAGUGAUGUUUUUGACUAAAGUAGUUGUUGGAAGAGCAUAUGAAAUGUUGGAGGAAAAUACAAGUAUGAAAGGUCCUCCACAAAAUUAUGAUAGUGUUGUUGGAGAACCUAAUAAAGAUGGAAAAUUAAAUUAUGAUGAAUUGGUAGUAUAUCAAGAAGAAGCAUGUCUGCCGCAAUAUUUGAUCGUUUAUGAAAAACCAGAAAAUAUAUUGUAA
Messenger RNA from Diversispora eburnea, 1080 nucleotides. NCBI's taxonomy places the organism in Eukaryota, Fungi, Glomeromycota, Glomeromycetes, Diversisporales, Diversisporaceae. The record is from the annotation of a GenBank genome assembly.